AUGGAAGCUCAAUUAGAGUGUCCUGUCUGCUUGACAAAGUACACAACGAAAUCUAAUCGCCCAAAGUCCUUACAUUGUGGACACAAUAUAUGCUGCGAGUGCACUUCUGGUUUAUUAUUAAAACCAAAGCCCUCAUGCCCAUUAUGUCUUCGAGAGAUAAUCAACAUUAAUUCUAUUGAGGAUUUAGGUGAUGCCUGAUUUAUCCUGGAUAGAUUGAAUUUUAUUGAGUUGGUAUGCCAAAAUCACCCUCAGCAAUUAGCUUCAUAUUUCAAUACUCAAGAGAUUUCUGCAUUGUGCUCUCAAUGCUCAGUUAGUUAUAACCCAAAAGAUCUUAUAGAUCUAGAAAUGACUGAUAUUGGGAAUUAUUUUAUAAAUUCUGCAAUCGAUUUACAAAUACAAAACCCUCAAAAAAUUCCUGCAAGCCAAAGACAAAAAUUCAGAGAAAUUUCUACCAAGCCAAACCAAGAAAAAUUACGCCUUUAUAAAGAAUUAUCAGGAUUAG
Molecule: messenger RNA, 502 nt
Organism: Blepharisma stoltei
Lineage: Eukaryota; Ciliophora; Heterotrichea; Heterotrichida; Blepharismidae
Source: the annotation of a GenBank genome assembly